Molecule: messenger RNA, 4356 nt
Organism: Diaporthe amygdali
Lineage: Eukaryota; Fungi; Ascomycota; Sordariomycetes; Diaporthales; Diaporthaceae
Exons: 1
Coding region: 1-4356 (1451 amino acids)
Source: RefSeq, a predicted model, not a curated record
AUGGCCUGGGACGCGUCCGAUCGCAUCAGGGCGAGCGAUCCACAGCUCCGGACCCUCAAUCUCUCAAAAAAUGGUCUCGACGACGAGCCCAGCUUCAACCUUUCAAUCAGCUUCUCAAGUCAGGAAGACGUCAAUAUGGGCCUUGGAGGCUUACUGUCGCCAAUCGAGGAGGAAAGCGGGUUCGCUAUCGACAACGCACCCCUCCAGGUCAAGGUCACCGUCAAGUUUCUAGACCCUGUCGUCAAAUCGUUACAUUACAGUCGAACCUUCUCCAGCUCAGCAGACUUCCAACCCACCGAUCGAAUAUGUCGAGGCUUGUUGCAGAGAAUUGAUCACUGCAGCAAGGAACUAAUCACCCGCCAUGACCCGGAGGCGUUAAAUGCGAGACUCCGUCAGGCUCCCCGAUUCGAGAUCAACUUUCAACUUCGGCGGGAUGGAUAUCCUGGAACAUGGGCCGAGAGGACCUUCCAGUCCUACCAGAAACAAACCAUCACCAAUACUCUAGCCAAGGACAUAACUGGCUCGACUCACAGCAUUGUUUGCGUCUUUCUGAGGCACCAUGACAAGCACUUCAAAUGGACGAACGACCCCUCUCAAGACUACUUCCACGACAGACCCACCACUUUCAAGCCUUCCCUCAGUGGUGCUCCGGAUCUUUCUUGCGUACCUCGUUCCCGUUUCAUAGAAUCUACUCAGACUUGGGAGUUUGUCCCUGGGUACACCCUAGAACUUGUGUUCAAGAGCCGGAAUCCCUCAAGGCGCCAAGCACAAAUCACACGAAACCUCAAGGUCAAUAGCAAUCAAACUGCCCCGCUGAAUCUUGGUCAGGGCGAAACCCUGCUAUGGCAGGCUUACAGGACGCUUGAGGAUAUGCUUGACUCGAAGAGAACCGCCUUUGAGAUUGAGCACGCGAACUGCGACGGCUUCGAAGGUGUCCCGGACUGCGACUGCCAACAUUACGACGAGGAUGCCCUUGAAGUGCAGCUGAGCAUCGUCAACAACCUAGGACCUUACUACGAACAUCUGCACCGCAACAUUCAAAGUAGAAUACAGUUAUUCAGGCACGUGUGUGGAAACGACUGCGACGAAUUUGUACGUGAGGUACAGGCCAGCUUCGACCAGCUGAGGGAUAAGGUGGACGAGAAGCUCGACUCACUGAACGAUUUCGACUUUCGGAUUGCGGAACUGGUCGGUCACGGGUGGCGUAUCAAGAAUGCGGCUCGAUUUACGCUCGACAGCAAACAGAGUCACACCCGGCGAACCAUCGAGGCUCUGCUCGAUCGGAUACGCACAGGCGUAGGCGAUGUUUUGCGAGGGCACGACGUUGCAAUUCGCAUGAUCGCGCACAAGCGAGGGCAUCUCAUUCUAGACAAAGCUCUGAUUGCGCGCAGACACCGCUCCAUGCCAGGCCCGUUUGCAUCAGCAACCCCCGAGGAUGAGCAGGCACUAUUUGUGGCGCACCUGAAGGCUCGCAUACAGGCUGAUAUCGACCUCGUUUGCAAAGACACAUGCAGUCUCGAGGAUGUGCCGGAUGGGCCGUCCCCUGAACACUCGGAGCGCCCUCACAACUCACCGUCUCGCCCGUUCACGCCUCGUUCUACAUUCUCCGACUGGCUUGUUCUGCCAAAAGUCCGCCGUGAUUCCCCGGAAAUCCACCAGGCUCCAACCUCGUACACCCCUCCAGGGUCACCGGGCCACUUCACCCAGCCUCCUGUGCUGCCCUGUAUCCCACCCAGAAGCUCAUCAAUGCGUGUCUUCCCAUUGGUUCCUGCUAAAUACAGGGGCAACGAAGAUCACUCAAGAAACACAACGCCGUCGGAGCCAGAUUCGGCGAUUGCUGUCGACUUCGAAAGUGAUCGAAGUAUCCCUGACGGAACUGUCAGUGUGGCUUCGUCGGUUAGUGGCAAGACUCAGCCCAGCACCAACGAUGGCCAUCGUGAGGUUUCCACACGCGGCGGUGCCCCGUUUGUACUCAGCCCUGCAGCUGAAGUACUCAAAGGCAAGGAGGCUAAGGAUGAUGACUCGAGCUCAUCGAGGUCAACUUGUUCUUCUAUGCCAGCGCUCACCGAGAGCGAAAUGGCAACUCCUGAGCAAAGCCUGCUCAUCACACCCUCCCAAAUGCGGCAUGCCUCGCCCAAGUCGGCGGGUCUUCCGUUCUUCAACGACUUCGAGUAUGGCGAGCCCUCCAGCCCUCUGGUCAUGUCAACUCCAGACAUGUCAGGUACUGUACAACCGGAAGAGAAGGCCUUGGUAGAACAGGAGGACGCGGUAUCUAAAUUCACCGUGAUCUCAGCCGCAUGCCCGCUGACCCCGUCAGGAGGGGGGACGGGCGUUCCAGCCCCGGCGGACGCAUUGGAAUUUGCCGAGGUCCCGGACGAUGCAGAUGUAGGCUCGGUUACUGCAUGCCAAGAAGAUCCGCAGCAAAAUUACGAAGGGGAUGCCGUACAAGAAUUGGAAGGAAUAGAAGAGCCGGCCAGUCAUGAAGAGACUGGCUCCGGUUUGUGCAUCAUCGAUAAUUCCGAUCUAGCAGGUCACAGCUUUGAUGCUUCAGAAUGCGAGUCGUCGGAGAUUGUGCGACGCGAUUCUCCAGCUGAAGGAUGGUUACUACAUUGCGUCGAAGACCUCGUCGACCACGAUGAUACCGCCCAAGAGGAUACCGAAUAUUCCCAAAUCAUUGCCGGCGUUGCCGAAUGCGGCUCGUCCGAUACUUUGAGGACGCAAAUUCUGGUUCUGGAUGAUGCCAUCGUCGAGCAGGAUCCGCCAGAACCGCAGUCAAACAUUGGUUCAAAUUCCGCCAGCGAAAAUGAACCGCAGCAGCAGCUGGAACAAGACUGUCAAGAAGCUAUCGCUCCGCUGAGCGGACCCAAAGAGGAUGCAAACCCACCGGUGCUCACUAAGACCCCAGAGACAGCCUGGUCAAAUGGCUCGGACAACCCGAGCGCAGACAUGACACAGGUGAGAGAUCUGAGUGCGGAGGAUGAGCUGUCACGGUCCAAGAUGGACUUUUUCGAAGCGGACGACGAAGAUACCGAUUCGGAGGAACUUGGUGUUUCUCGGCCCGUCGGAGGCUUUCUGAUCGCCGAGUCCAGCUCACAACCUCUCGAGGCCUUCAAGGAGCCUCAAGUACACGCCGGAUGCGUGGAGCCGUCCUCGGAUUCGGAAAAUUCCAUCCCGAAGGGCUCAGAAGCUGUCGAAGGACCCGACAGCGAGAGCGAACAUCACGCCACAAAAUCCAUUGGUGAGGCCGGUGCCGAAACCUUUCCGGAUUUGUCUUGCUCGGUGAUACAGCACUCUCGAACGGGCAAUUCGGCGUCGCUAGAAACUUCGGGGGCUUUGGACAGCGAAGUUGUCCGAGGCGGAGUCCAGAACGCUCCGAGAACCGUGAGCUUGGAGUUGAACACGCCGAAGGAGCCUCCUCAGCCAACCAGUGAUCUCGUGGUGUCAGACCACCUUGCUGCAUCAACUCCAAAAACACCAUCACAUAGUGUGUUUCCUGAGGAAGUGGCCGCAGAGAGAACGCCGACACAGUGUGAUUUCGCAUCCGGAAUCACAAAAUCGGGCCCGACACAGCAUGACACCUCUCGGUCAUUCGCCCAAACAAAACCGACGCCUACGCACGUCGGACUGAAAAACAACUUCCUCCUCCCGUCCUUGCCCGUCUUCGCCAGCCUCGACCCUACCGUCAACGAAAGCAGGGCCAGCUUCCAGUCAUCCUCCUCGGAGUGGGAGGACUGCGUCUCCGAGGCGAGGCAGUCGAGCGACUCGGUUGACACGAUCCAGCGGGAUCCUUCCCUGUCCGACGAGGACGCCGGUUCCGAAGAGCGCCCCGGCUCACCAAAACGCCUGGGCACGCCCACGGCGGGAAUUCUCGGCCUCCACGAGUCCCGAUGGGCCGACUUUGGCAUCCGUGGUGCGCUGACGGGUAGCCACGCGUUCGACAGGCCCUCCACGGCCCCGAUUGCGAGCCCGAACCCCAGCCGCCCCGAAGAGAAAGCCGAGCUGAGGAGUGAGAAGGUGGAUGAGGACGGCGAGCAGACGCCACGGCCACACCGGAAGUCGCUGCACCUUCUGCACAAGAAGAGCAUCAGCUCCAUUAUCUUCCCCGGGACGCACCACGGGCACCAGCUCCACCAGCAUUCCAACAAGCCGCCCAGGCUGAGCAAGAAGGAGAGCAAGGAGCUUCGGGCCAGGGAGAAGAAGGAGGCCAAGGCCAGGCCAAAGGGAAAGCAGAAUAGCAAGCCUGCUGCUGAUGUGCCGAAUGGGGAGGAUGCGGGGGAUGCUGGGCGGUUCCCCAGGGCGAUGAUGCUGGUCGCUGGGCUGGCAAUUGCGUCCUCGGUGGUGAAUAGGACUUCUUGA